Molecule: messenger RNA, 1129 nt
Organism: Glycine soja
Lineage: Eukaryota; Viridiplantae; Streptophyta; Magnoliopsida; Fabales; Fabaceae
Product: pentatricopeptide repeat-containing protein At4g08210-like
Exons: 1
Coding region: 470-1105 (211 amino acids)
Biological process (GO): RNA modification
Molecular function (GO): protein binding; RNA binding
Source: RefSeq, a predicted model, not a curated record
CCGUUGCAUUAAAUUGAGUUCAUUUCAGUAAAUAUCCGGGAAGUGUUUUUUUUCCUUUGAUAUAAAUAUAUGUUCAUAUAUCUUUCACAAAACUCUCAACGUGUGAGUAUUAUUCGACCAUUCUUCGCAAAUUUUCUAGCUGUUUUUAAAAAAUAGUGUCAAAAUACUCAAGGAUCUCUUUCAACGAUCGUCCUCUUAUCCUCAGCAAUGCUUACAGUAUGGUAAUUCAAUGCGUAAUGGGUUGGCAAUGGAUUUAAACCAAAUCCAGUUAGCUUUACGCUCUUGUGGACGCUUUCAAGCUAUCAAACAUGCCAAAUCACUCCAUUCUCUUAUAAUAAAACUUUGCCUUUUCAAUCACGUUUUUCUCCUAAACAACAUCAUCUCUGUCUACGCCAAAUGUUCCCAUUUCAAUGAUGCACGAACCCUUUUCGACGAUAUGCCUCAGAGGAACAUAAUUUUCUAGACAACAAUGGUCUCUGCAAUCACCAAUUCUGGGAGACCCCACGAGGCUCUUACCCUCUACAACCACAUGCUGGAAUCCAAAACUGUGCAACCUAAUCAGUUUUUGUACUCUGCGGUUCUCAAGGCAUGUGGUCUCAUGGGUGAUGUUGAAUUGGGCAAGUUGGCUCACCAACAUGUAUCUCAAGCUAGGUUAGAGUUUGACACAGUUCUGAUGAAUGCCCUUUUGGACAUGUACGUCAAAUGUGGGAGCUUGAGGGAUGCCAAACGAGUUUUCUGUGUAAAAAUUCCACUUCAUGGAACACCCUCAUUCUUGGACCAUGCUAAACAGGGUCUGAUGAGGGAUGCGUUGAAUCUGUUCGAUCAAAUGCCAGAACCAGACCUUGUUUCUUGGAAUAGCAUCAUUGCUGGUCUUGCAGAUAAUGCUAGCCCCCAUGCAUUGCAAUUUUUUUCUAUGAUGCAUGGGAAGGGCCUUAAACAUGAUGCAUUCACAUUCCCAUGUGCCCUCAAAACAUGCAGUCUUCUUGGAGAGUUAACCAUGGGGAGACAGAUUCAUUGUUGUAUUAUAAAGUCAGGGUUUGAGUGUAGCUGCUAUUGUAUAUCAGCAUUGAUUGACAUGUAUUCCAAUUGUAAACUAUUAGAUUAAGCAAUGAAUAAAUAUAUUUGAUAA